AUGAAAAAGCUGGAUCUUCCCGGGUCUGCGACGUGCGACUGGGAGGUACACAAGUUUGGAGGAGCGUCGUUGGCAAACGCGGAGCUGUACAGGACCGUCGGUGAUCUCCUCGUAAACGAGGCCAAGGGGAGAGGGAGCGGUGCUAUACCGACCAUGGCGAUCGUGUCGGCUAUGGGCGGCAUGACGGACUUGCUGAUCAAGGUUGUUGACUCGGCGCUGAGCAGCUUUGAGGAGGCGAAACAAGACAUCCAGGCGGCAGUGGAGAGGCAGGUGGCGACGCUGAGAGAGCUGGCUCCUGCGGAGAUCACCGGGCCCAUCGAGCAGAACAUCCGGAAGGACGCUGAAGAUAUCUUGAGCAUCGUUCAGUCGCUGCGGAUGAUCCGCAGCGUUCCUGCCGUGACGAUGGAGGUCGUGACAGGAUACGGAGAGAUCUGGUCGGCUCAGACGCUGUUCGCCUACCUCAAGACGAAGAACGUCCCAACUGACUGGAUCGACGCUCGCAACAUCCUAGUGGUGAAGUCGGAGCUGGUGGGUCUGGGAGAGAAGGGGUCAGCUGCGACUGGAGGAAACGUCUCCCCGAUCAUCGUCGUCACUGGGUUCGUAGCAACGACGGCAGAGGGCGUCCCGACGACUCUGAAGAGGUCUGGGUCAGACUACAGCGCUACCAUCUUCGCGAAGCUGCUGGAGGCAGGCAGGGUGACCAUGUGGAAGAACACUGACGGAGUCUACACUGCCGACCCCCGCCGUGUCCCCGAGGCCUUUCCCAUCGAAUCGCUAAAGUACGAUGAGGCGAUGGAGUUGGCGUACUUUGGGGCGCAGGUGCUUCACCCCAGCGCCAUGGUGCCCUGUAUCGACGGAAACAUCCCGGUGUAUGUGAGGAAUAUCUUCAACCCUUCCUUCAAGGGGACUGUAAUCCAGGGCCGGUCGCCAACUCUCAAGGACACCGACAUGGCUCGCAGACAGGAGGAGGAAGAGGAAAGGAAGAUGGAGCAGCAGAAGGGAGGAGCAGGAGCUGACAAGGUCUUCACCAAGGGAGCUCCUGUCAUCCCUAUCAAGGGCAUCACUUCCAUUGACAAGGUCGCGCUAGUCAACCUCGAAGGAGCGUCGCUGAUCGGGGUGCCGGGAGUCGCCCAGCGCUUCAUGGCAGCCAUGGCAGACAGCAACAUCAACGUGCUCAUGAUCACACAAGCUUCCUCCGAGCACUCGAUCUGCGUCGCCGUCCCCUCCGAGCAAGGGAGCAAGGCCUUGGAGGCGCUGCAGAGGGCGUUCGAGCUGGAGCUUGCCCGCUCGACGGUGAACAGCAUCUCCCUCCUCCGUGGGAUGUCGGUAGUAGCCAUAAUCGGGGAGGGGAUGGCGUUUACGCUGGGUACCGCUGCUACCUUCAUGCGCGCUCUUGCUACUGCCAAGGUCAACGUCCGAGCCAUCGCACAAGGAUCGUCCGAGCGGCAGGUGGCGGUGGUGGUGAAUGCGGAGGAUGCGACCAGAGCGCUGAGGGCUGUUCACCAAGCGUUCACGCUAUCGGAGACGGUGGCGAGUGUGGCGAUCAUUGGAGCUGGAGGAAGAGUGGGAGGAGAGCUGGUGGAUCAGCUGAACCAGCAGAAAAGCGAGCUGAAGGAGAAGCUGGGGCUGCAGGUCAAUGUAAUCGCCGCGAUGUCUUCAUCUAAGAUGAUCAUCAACGACAAGCUGAUGGGACUUGACACGAGCAAACUGCCUGAGCUCAUUGAGAAUGGAGUGCAGACAGACCUCGAUGCCUUCACUGCUGCGAUUGAGUCGGACAUCAACCCGCACAAGGUUGUCAUCGAUUGCACUUCUUCCGAGAAAGUUUCCGAGUAUUAUGAGAAGUGGUUGAAGGCUGGUAUCCACGUGAUCACUCCGAAUAAGAUGGCUGGAUCAGGCGACCUGGGAAGAUACAGACGUUCGAUGGAGCAUGUAAAGCAGGGGUCGGCUCAGUGGCACUUUGAGAGCAGUGUUGGAGCUGCUCUCCCCAUCAUCUCAACUCUCAGGGACCUCCUGCAGACUGGCGACUCAGUCAAGUUGGUCGAAGGCUCUUUGAGUGGAACGAUGUCCUACGUUCUUAGAACGUUCUCGGAGACCACUCCUUUCUCCGAAGCUGUCAGACAGGCGGUUGCCAACGGGUUUUCCGAGUCUGAUAUCCGCACUGAUCUUUCUGGACAUGAUUGUGCGCGCAAGGUUGUGAUCUUGGCAAGGGAGUUGGGAAUCGACAUGAAGGUGGAGGAUGUGGAGGUUGAAUGUUUGAUCCCGAAAGACAUCAUGGAGAAGAAGUACCAGGGAACAAGAGAAGAAAUCAACAACGCUUUUGGUGGUAUCGCAGAUCUGAAGAAGAUUGAUUCGGACAUGUUGGACCGUUUGAAGAAGGCACUCGCAAACAACAAUGUGUUGAGAUAUCACACCGUCAUCAACACCGAGACUGGACGCGCGAGCAUCAAGAUUCAAGAGACCAAGAACGAUCAUCCUCUCUACCGUCUCAAGGCUGACGAGAACUUGAUCUGUUUUCACACAUCUCGCUACAAGACUUCUCCUCUCAUUGUCAAGGGCUCUGCCGCCGGCGCCGAGCUCACUGCUUCGGGCGUCUUCUCGGACCUUCUCCGCCUCAUGCGAACAUUUUGA
Messenger RNA from Guillardia theta CCMP2712, 2628 nucleotides. RefSeq lists its product as hypothetical. Lineage: Eukaryota; Cryptophyceae; Pyrenomonadales; Geminigeraceae. The record is from RefSeq and is a predicted model, not a curated record. The transcript has 17 exons. Gene Ontology annotation, molecular function: homoserine dehydrogenase activity; NADP binding; aspartate kinase activity. The coding region runs from base 1 to 2628 and encodes 875 amino acids. Gene Ontology annotation, biological process: L-homoserine biosynthetic process; aspartate family amino acid biosynthetic process.